AUGGAUCAGGCUUUGAAUCGAAGCGCCGCUACUCCCGACACAGCAUAUCCUCCAGCUCCUGCCUACAGCGGACAUCGCAUCGUCAACGUCCACGGUGACGCGGCGCGAGCGCUCCCUCCUCGUUGGAGAUUCCACAUGCUACGCAUUGCGCCGACUUCGCCCUCGGUCUGCCUGUCCAUGCCAUACCGAAGAACCCCGCGCGAGCUCUACAACCGACCAUGCAUUGCGGGCGAAAGCCCGCGCAUCCACCUUCAGUCCGACUAUGCUACGGCUGCCUCUGCCUCAACACCCACCAGAACCACUACGCACCUAACAGGUCCCGAGGCCGGGGGGGAUCAGUGGAAGAGCUUGAGAAUUUCACCGACCGCGGCGGUGAAAAUGCAGCCUUUUCAACAUGAGGAGAUGCCCAGAUGGAUUCGAAAGGGCAAGUGUUUAUACCAGUCGUCCAGUCAACAACUGGUGCUCAGGGAAACUUCGUUAACAAGCCUUGUUGACACAACCAUGCGACUCCCAUGUUUACAGAUUCACCGAUCUCGACCGCUGCGUCGCCAGCGUCGGAGGAGAGGCGAGCUCUUCCCACGAGUGUGGCUACUCGACAGCGGCACUGAUCUCGGUCGCUCCCUCACCAACCCUCACCAGCCAGUGCUGCUAGUUCCUGUGAUACUUGACCGCUCGUCUUCGCAUGUUGUUGGAGGCACAGCCAAGAUUUCACUUGCAGAUAACGACGACCGCACUCGAGCGCUCAUGGCAAAAUACGAGCAGGUAAUCAGCGGCAACGAUACCGGUAGCUCCGACUACCCCGCUCCUCAAAACGGGUUCAUCCGCAAGGCUUCUGCGCGCAAAGGCUGGCAGUGCGGCUGCUACAUCACAACGGAAUUCGGAGGUCAUCUCUACGCUUAUCGGGGUAUGUAUGGGAGCAUGGAUAUUCCGGGCCUCACAAAGGUUGCCACGGAAGGCGACCUGGAGAAGAGCCGAAAUAUCUACAACUGCCUACCGGAUGACCUACAACAACCAGAACUAUGCGAUACCCACCUACGCAACCUCGCUGAGAUUUUCGUUCGAAACCGUGCCCACGUGGUUUUUGGCAUACACUUAGUUCAUGGCCAUUUCCUCCUACCUACAGGCGAGAUCUUACUUGGAGAAAAUUAUGACGAACCACGCUGCCGCUGGGCCAACAGUAUCGCUGUACCGGUCAUGAAUUUGGACAAGGUGCAUGGACACAUAUUCGUUAUGACAGAGGAUGGAUUUCACCCUUACGAAUAUCAGAUGGGCACAAUGCCAGAUAUAUCCCAAGUCGCCGGCAGCUUCUUUGAAGAGUUGUCCAAUUAUAUCAAGUUGAACAAAUUGGCAAAUCUGAUUGGAUUACAGGUCACAGAGCCGGACCCAGUACCAAUGUAUGAACUCAUCCUGCCUCGCGGAACUGUUAUGAUAGAUGUCUCUAGCCUAAAUGGCUGUAUCCCAAGCAGGGACACUGGGUGGAGGUUUGCAGCAAAGGGUGCAGAACCGCGAGUAUGCACAGCAUAUGAGACACAUGCAAAACAUAGCAACGGGCACGACGUUUUCAACAAGGGAUCCGCAGAGCCGAAGCUGGAGACUUUCCAAGAUGUCACUCAUGCGCUCAGACAAAAGAAGAUUCUUUUUGCAUAG
Molecule: messenger RNA, 1647 nt
Organism: Cordyceps fumosorosea ARSEF 2679
Lineage: Eukaryota; Fungi; Ascomycota; Sordariomycetes; Hypocreales; Cordycipitaceae
Exons: 6
Coding region: 1-1647 (548 amino acids)
Source: RefSeq, a predicted model, not a curated record